Messenger RNA from Nematolebias whitei (Rio pearlfish), 2473 nucleotides. RefSeq names its product calcium/calmodulin-dependent protein kinase (CaM kinase) II delta 2 (gene camk2d2). Gene Ontology annotation, biological process: protein phosphorylation. The record is from RefSeq and is a predicted model, not a curated record. Gene Ontology annotation, molecular function: ATP binding; calmodulin binding; calcium/calmodulin-dependent protein kinase activity. Lineage: Eukaryota; Metazoa; Chordata; Actinopteri; Cyprinodontiformes; Rivulidae. The transcript has 21 exons. Gene Ontology annotation, cellular component: cytoplasm; neuron projection. The coding region runs from base 354 to 1916 and encodes 520 amino acids.
AGGUGCGGUAAGUGCGGCGUCUGACGCGCGCACGCUGACAGCGGGACGGACACCGCUCAGGAGAUGCCCACAAAAUGCUGCGUCCACGAGCCGUGACAACCCGCUGGAUGUGAAGAGAAGACGGAACCAGAACCAGCACCGGGCUUUUUUUCUGCUGCAGAGAGAGAGCGAGAGAGAUCCGGCUCGUGCGCUCCGGCUGCGCAUGAAUCCGCGCCUUUGCGCUGCUGCAGGUUCUGGACCGAACGAGUGAGAGAGGGCGACCCGGCCCGUGAGCGCACCUCGUCCGCCUCUCUGCGCCUGUCCGUGCACCCCCACCCCCACACACACCCUCGGCGGGUGGCGCCUGCUUCAGGAUGGCCUUAACGAUCUGCACGCGAUUCACCGACGAGUAUCAGCUGUUCGAGGAGCUGGGGAAGGGAGCAUUCUCUGUGGUCAGGAGGUGUGUGAAGAUCUCCUCUGGACAGGAGUAUGCUGCCAAAAUCAUCAACACCAAGAAGCUUUCUGCAAGAGAUCAUCAAAAACUGGAGAGAGAGGCGAGGAUCUGUCGUCUAUUAAAGCACCCCAACAUCGUAAGACUCCAUGACAGCAUAUCAGAGGAAGGUUUCCACUACUUGGUGUUUGAUCUGGUGACGGGAGGAGAGCUGUUUGAGGACAUCGUAGCCAGGGAGUACUACAGCGAGGCUGAUGCCAGCCACUGCAUACAGCAGAUCCUGGAGAGUGUCCAUCACUGCCAUGUCAACGGCAUUGUUCACAGAGACUUGAAGCCUGAGAACCUUCUAUUGGCCAGUAAGCUGAAGGGGGCGGCGGUCAAGUUGGCUGACUUUGGGCUAGCUAUCGAGGUACAGGGGGACCAACAGGCAUGGUUUGGUUUUGCCGGCACCCCAGGCUACUUGUCUCCAGAAGUUCUGAGGAAAGAUCCUUAUGGGAAACCAGUGGAUAUGUGGGCCUGUGGUGUGAUUUUGUACAUCCUCCUGGUGGGCUACCCUCCCUUCUGGGAUGAGGAUCAGCACCGACUUUACCAACAAAUCAAGGCUGGAGCUUACGACUUUCCGUCCCCGGAGUGGGACACAGUAACUCCAGAGGCCAAAGAUCUGAUUAACAAGAUGCUAACCAUCAACCCCAGUAAACGCAUCACGGCGGCCGAAGCUCUCAAACACCCCUGGAUCUGCCAACGCUCCACUGUCGCUUCCAUGAUGCACCGGCAGGAGACUGUGGAGUGCCUGAAGAAGUUUAAUGCCAGGAGGAAGCUCAAGGGAGCAAUACUGACCACUUUGCUGGUCACAAGAAACUUCUCAGCAGCCAAAAGUUUGCUCAACAAGAAGCCAGACGGUGUUAAGGUCAACAACAAAGCCAACACAGUGACCAGUCCUAAAGACACUGGCCCUGCCUCUGCACUGGAACCACAGACCACAGUGAUCCACAACCCUGUAGAUGGAAACAAGGAGUCCAUUGAAAGUGCCAACACCACCAUUGAGGAUGAAGAUGUAAAAGCCUGCACCAAUAACAAUAAAGCUCGCAAACAAGAAAUUAUUAAGGUCACCGAGCAGCUGAUCGAGUCCAUAAACAAUGGAGAUUUUGAAGCUUAUGCGAAAAUUUGUGAUCCUGGUUUGACUUCCUUUGAGCCUGAGGCCCUGGGAAAUCUGGUGGAAGGACAUGAUUUUCACCGCUUUUACUUUGAGAAUGCUCUGUCUAAAGGGAAUAAGCCGGUGCACACCAUCCUCUUGAACCCACAUGUGCAUCUUAUUGGUGAAAACGCAGCAUGCAUCGCCUACAUCCGGCUGACCCAGUACAUGGAUAGCAGUGGUAUGCCACGCACCAUGCAGUCUGAGGAGACCCGUGUGUGGCACCGCCGGGAUGGGAAAUGGCAGAACAUCCACUUCCAUCGCUCAGGCGCACCCACCAUCCCCUCCCAUUGAUGGAUUAUUGUGUGGGAAAUAAUGAAUCCUAUCAGCAGAUCUAGUGGAGCAGUCAACUAGCCAACUCUCUGACUGCUCCUUCGACCUUUGACCCUUCUGUAAAAGGACAUGAUGUUGCACAGGACACAAGCAUUAUUACAUUUUAUUGUUAUGGCAUUUUACAAACGAACAAUGCUCGAAACCACCACCGAGUGGAAGCACACCGUAUUUGGACUCUAUGAAACAAGCAUAUUAAGAACUUUUUUGUGUUGGUUUGUUUGUUUUUUAAAAUGUUUUGGUAUGCAUUUUAAAUAUAAAACAGAUAUGUUUAAAAAUCUACUACUGUAAUCUCUUCCUCCCCCCUUUAAAAAAAGUUCUGUAUUUUUAAUGUGUAUUUUUGUGCGUGCAACUUGAAAACAUACGGAAGAUCAGAUUAUCAAUAAUGGAGCUUGCUUUAGUUCUGGUGAUGCAUAUACAUGUACAUUGUGAUUGUUGAUAACAAUUAAACAAACACUGAAACCGCUAUUUUUUCUUAAUUGAGGAGUUUAUGUAAAAUCCAAUUUACGAGCUAAAUUUCU